AUGAACACUGUGACGGUGUUGGCUAUCGCAAUCAGCCGUCGUGCCCCGACCAUCACUAUCGGAAAGUGGGAUAACGAUGCCAAUGGCGAUGUGCGCCUCAAGCAGACUAUUGUAAUCUCAAAGGAUCAAGCAACCAACACAAUCACCAUCCCUGGGGCGCCGCUCGUUAUCGAGUUUAGCAAGCUCUUUGAGCGAGAGCCGGCCACACCCACGGAGCGGGACAUUGAGAUAGGCGAUGACAAGCUGGAGUGGUGGGCGGAGGUUAUAUGGGAGCGGCCAGGCUCUAUCAUUAGGUGA
This is a messenger RNA of Aspergillus calidoustus, 297 nucleotides long. The record is from the annotation of a GenBank genome assembly. Lineage: Eukaryota; Fungi; Ascomycota; Eurotiomycetes; Eurotiales; Aspergillaceae.